Messenger RNA from Aspergillus campestris IBT 28561, 3735 nucleotides. Its product is annotated as C2 domain protein. Lineage: Eukaryota; Fungi; Ascomycota; Eurotiomycetes; Eurotiales; Aspergillaceae. Bases 1 to 3735 code for a protein of 1244 amino acids. The transcript has 6 exons. The record is from RefSeq and is a predicted model, not a curated record. Gene Ontology annotation, molecular function: lipid binding.
AUGGCGCCCCAUCCCCAUCACAAGGGCGGGGAGCACUCUCCCAAGCAACACCGCGUGGGAGAGCACUGGAGCGGUGCCAACCCUGUCCCCACCAUCAGCAAAUUCAUGGAGCGUCUGGAGACAGACAAACAAGAACGAGAAGCCCACGCUGCUGAGGUGUCCGCCCGACAUGAGCAAAGACAGAUGGAUCGCACGGCAGCAGAAGCCGGUCCGCAUCAACCGCGCAAGAGGCCCAAGGGCAAGACUCGCAUGGUAACCGAUCCGACGACGGGGCGAGAUAUUGAGGUGGAGGAUUUAGAUGAGGAAUCGAUGGAGGUGGUCAAAAAUCCCAAGCUGGUGGUCCCCAAUGCCAACCUCGGAAAGCCCACGCACGUCAAAACAGAUCCAAAGGACAGCCUUUCGCAAUACAAGGAGAAUCAGGACAUCACGGCACCCCCGGAUCCCAUCGCAGAGGGCACCACGUCUGACGUGCCCAUCCAUGGCGAGAAAACCAACAUCCUCUUCCAUCCCACACCGACCGUCAGCUAUAGGCCGAUGUUUGAUAAGCUUGAGAAACGUGGUAUAACACUAUGCGUGGGCAUCAUCUUGAGCGUCGUCGUCCUGGGUCGCUAUUUUGGUGGCUCCUUGUGGGGGCUGCUAGCUCUGGCGUGCUGCGUGGCCACCGGAGUAUGGCUGUGGGUAAAAGAGGUCAUUCGCAGCGGCCGGGAGAUGGAAUGGAGCACCGAGUUGAUUCGAGGGCAGAUGGCCACGGCAAAUCUACUCCCCGAGUCGGUAGAAUGGAUCAACACGUUCAUGGGCGUCAUCUGGAGCUUGGUCAACCCCGAGAUGCUGUCCCCCAUCGCCGAUACCAUCGAAGAUAUCAUGCAAGCGUCCGCACCCAGUGUGGUCGAGAACGUGCGCAUCGCGGAGAUCGACCAGGGGAAUAAUCCCCUGCGCAUCCUCAGCCUGCGUGCCCUACCGGACGAGCACGUCGACAACAUCAUACAAAACAUGCGCGAGGAAAACAAGCACAAGGACCCCGACGAGGCUGCUGCCCUGGAAGAAGGGGGCAGCUACUACAACCUCGAAGCCUCGUUCGCAUAUCACGCCAAGCCCAGCGGCCAGUCUGCGUCGUCCAAGGCACGCAACAUGCACAUGGAGAUCGUGUUCUACCUCGGCGUCCGGGGCCUCUUCGGGGUUCCCUUCCCCGUGUUCGUGGAGUUGAUCGAGAUGGUCGGCACGGUGCGCAUCCGGUUCCAGCUGAUGCCCGAGCCGCCGUUCAUGAAGGACAUGACCUUCAGUCUCGUGGGCCUUCCCCACGUCAAAGCCGGGUGUAUGCCGAUGGUCAAGGGCGGCGUCAACAUCCUGAACUUGCCUCUGAUUUCGAAUUUCGUCAACUACGCCAUUGGCACCGCGUGCGGGCUGUUCGCGGCCCCCAAGUCCAUGACCAUGGAUCUCAGCUCCAUCCUCAAGGGUGACGACAUCAUCAAGGAGACCGAGGCCCUGGGCAUCAUGUGGGUGCGCAUCCACCGCGCCAUCGGACUGAGCAAGCAGGAUCGUCGCGGCAGCUACGGCGGCGGCAGCGACCCCUACAUCAACCUGUCGUUCUCCAAGUACGGCAAGCCCAUGUACUGCACGCGGGUGAUCUGCGACGACCUGAACCCAGUCUGGGAGGAGACGGCGGCGCUGCUGGUCACGCCGGAGCUGAUCAAGGCGGACGAGAACCUGAGCGUCGAGCUGUGGGACUCGGACCGCAACACGGCGGACGACGUCGUCGGCAAGGUCGAACUGCCCAUCCGCGAGAUGAUCCAACACCCCUGCCGCAUGUACCCGCAGGUCUCGAAGCUGCAGGGCCUGAACGAGGGCAGCGAGAUGCCCGGGGAGCUGCACUGGGAGGUGGGAUUCUUUGGCAAGCCGAAGCUGCGGCCAGAGCUCCGGACGGACGGCAAGAAGAAGGACCUGCCCGCGAACCUGCAGGGUAACCCGCAGUUCCAGGACCCCAAGGGCGUCAUCAGCACCGACCAGGAAGACGCCGUCGUGCACACGCCUCCCGAUCCGCUCUGGCCCAGCGGCAUCCUCAGCGUCGUGGUGCAUCAGAUUGUCAAUCUCGAGCUGUCCAACAUAAAGGGCAGCGAUGGCAACCGGAAGGGCAAGGAUUAUGAGCCCGCCAAACCAUACGGAGAGGCUACGGAGGAGCAGGGCAGCGAGUUACCAACCAGCUACUGCAAGAUUAUCCUCAAUGACCAGCUUAUCUACCGCACUCGCGCCAAAGCCGUCAGCUCCAAGCCCAUCUUCAACGCCGGAACCGAGCGCUUCGUCCGCGACUGGCGCUCAGCCAUCGUGACCGUGACUGUGCGAGACCAGCGCUACCGAGAGCACGACCCGAUCCUAGGCGUCGUGCCCCUCCGCCUAACCGACCUCCUACGCACGAGCUCGCAGCUCACCCGGUGGUACCCACUAGACGGAGGGGUCGGACACGGACGAAUCCGCAUCUCUCUACUCUUCCGCCACGUGGAGACACGCCUUCCCCCACAGAUGCUCGGCUGGGACGUAGGAACAUUCGGAAUCGCAGGGGAGAAGGUCAUCGCGCAGGGAUUUGGGCACAAGGCCAAGAUACACCUACGCACAACGGGCAGCAGCAGCAAGAUCACCAAGCACGUAUGCACCGUCGACGCGAACAACAACGCCGUCUUCGACCUCUCCAACGAGACCUUCCGCAACCAGCUCCGUCUCCCUGUCCGCCACCGCUACCGCGCAGCAGUCGUCUUCGAACUACACCACCCAGGCAAGCGCGGCGUCGCCGGCUACGCCGUCCUCUGGCUGCAGCACCUAGUCGACAACGAGGGCACAGCGGUCGACAUCCCCAUCUGGGCUACCCACAACGGCAAGCGGCUCACGCAGAACUACAUCACGGAAGACAACUGGGAGCAGAAGCGCUCGCCGGGCCUGGAAGACCUGCAGCAGAUCGGCCGCCUGCAGUUCCACGCGCAUUUCACGCCGGGUAUCGACGAGUCGCACGAGCAGUUCAUCGUUGAUAACCACUCGCGCGAGACCUUCGAGACUUGGGAAGCGCUCGUCGCCGAGGGCGUCCGUCCGCACCGUAUCACCUCUUUCGUCCCGCGGGACAUCGAAGAGCUGCAUGAGCGAUCCCUCGUCGAGGGCCGCGAUAUCCUCCGCCAUGCGAGUCCUGAUGAGCGCCGUCGGUGGAUAGACAAGCAGGGCCAGGACUGGAGUGGCUGCUUUGGCCAUGACCCGGCUAUGUUCUUCGACCCUGAUCACACUGACGAUACCCUCGUCGCUAAGGGUCGUGACAGCGGCCACGGCCACGGCCACGGCCACAGUCGCCAGCCAACGAGUAGCUCCUACAACAGCAGCGCCGCACGCACCGCCCCAACCAGCUCCCCCCAAUACCAAACCCAACCCCAAACCCAAACCCAAUACCAAAACCAACAACGCACCUCCCUCGACAACAAUGACUACGAAGAAAACAGACGCCCCUCAACAGCAGACAGCAUAGCCGACUCAAGCAUAGCCGACUCCAGCAUAGCCGACUCCACCACGAGCACCACGCCGUCAAAAAAGGCAGUGCGCCGCAGCGAGCAGCGUCAGCAGCGCGGCCUGAUGCAGUGGAAGCCGGUGCGGAACGCGGCGUUUGCGCGCGACGAGGCGAAGUUCGCGCUGCGGAAGGUCAGACGGAGGUUUUCGGGGGAUUUGGUGGGGAGGGAGCCGGAUGUGGAGACUGAGACGGGGUCGUAA